UAUUUAUUUUCUAACAAAAACUAUUUAAAUCGCUAGAUUCGUUUUUGCAAAUAUGGUGAAUUUACUCAGCGUACCGUCCGGUACCUUCUUUAACCAGAGAUCCUACCUUACUUGUGCCCAUCACCACAACCCCCUCUCUCUUUAAGAGACAUCACAAACAUCAAGAACACAACUCCACUCGACACGCUCUUUCAUCUCUCGCCACCACCAGCAGCCGGGAAAGUAAAAUUCUGAUGAUGUUUCCACUCUCAAACCCUUCAUCUUCACCUGAAUCCCAAAUCAAGAAAUCAAAAACUCCACUUGAUGUCCGAAGGAAAGACUCUUUCAAGUCACCUAAAGCGUUUCUUGCUGCUCAUUACCCUUCCAUAAACCAACCUCGGUUAUGCCUUUUCCUUUCCAUCUUCUUCAUUCAAAUCCUCCUCCUCGUCGCUCUCCGCUCCAUUCCUCGUUCUUUCCAGCAUCGCCUCCACCACUUCCCAGCUCCCGUCACUGCCCACCACCACCUCACUCCAACCCUCACCACCACCACCGCCUCCUUCCCCGCCAGCACAGUGAAAGGGGAGACAUCCUGCGAGUUUGGUGAAAUCUUUGUCUACGAUCUUCCGAGUGCUUUGAACCACGAAUUGGUUAACAAUUGUGAUGAAUUGAACCCUUGGAGUUCGAGCUGUGCCGCGUUGUCGAAUGACGGAUUUGGCCCUGUGGCCGCUGGAAUUUCCAGCGUUGUACCGGAAAAUCUUGCUGCUGCUUGGUACUGGACUGAUCAGUUUGUCACUGAAGUUCUUUUCCACAACAGAAUUUUGAAUCAUAAGUGUAGAACUAAAGACCCCAACAAUGGGACAGCCUUUUACAUUCCAUUCUACGUUGGACUCGCUGUCGGCAAAUUUCUAUGGCUCAAAAACUCAUCCGCUGAAGAACGUGAUUUUCACUGCGAAAUGAUGCUCAAGUGGGUUCAAGACCAGCCGUAUUUUACAAGAAAUGAUGGAUGGGAUCAUUUCUUGACGAUGGGAAGGAUAUCCUGGGAUUUUAGACGGUCCAGGGACGAGGAAUGGGGUUCGAGUUGCAUUCACAAGCCAGGUAUGCGAAACAUUACUCGUCUUUUGAUCGAGCGAAAUCCCUGGGAUUAUUUUGAUGUUGGUGUUCCUUAUCCUACGGGAUUCCACCCUCGAUCAGACAAUGAUGUUGUCGAAUGGCAGGAUUUUGUCCGAAAUCGUAACAGGAAGAGUCUUUUCUGUUUUGCUGGUGCUAAACGUAGCAAAAUCAAGGAUGAUUUUCGAGGGCUGCUGUUGAAUCAUUGUAGGAACGAGUCUGAUUCAUGCCGAGUUGUGGAUUGUGCUGGUUCUAAAUGUUCUAAUGGAACUUCGAUAAUUCUUGAAACGAACUCUUUUGCUCAUGGUAUAAGGGGUGUUUAG
Molecule: messenger RNA, 1409 nt
Organism: Populus euphratica (Euphrates poplar)
Lineage: Eukaryota; Viridiplantae; Streptophyta; Magnoliopsida; Malpighiales; Salicaceae
Product: xyloglucan galactosyltransferase KATAMARI1-like
Exons: 2
Coding region: 234-1409 (391 amino acids)
Biological process (GO): xyloglucan biosynthetic process
Molecular function (GO): galactosyltransferase activity
Source: RefSeq, a predicted model, not a curated record